Gigantopelta aegis is the source of this 12628-nucleotide messenger RNA. Its product is annotated as inositol 1,4,5-trisphosphate receptor type 3-like. Bases 75 to 7784 code for a protein of 2569 amino acids. Lineage: Eukaryota; Metazoa; Mollusca; Gastropoda; Neomphalida; Peltospiridae. Gene Ontology annotation, biological process: calcium ion transmembrane transport. The transcript has 58 exons. Gene Ontology annotation, cellular component: membrane. Gene Ontology annotation, molecular function: calcium channel activity. The record is from RefSeq and is a predicted model, not a curated record.
AGUACUUGUGCAUCGAUGCCAAUCACGACAUAUCUCUUAUAGAUGACAACGAAGAUCCGCGAACUGUUUUCCGGAUGCACUCUGUACUUAGUGAGCGAGACGAGAUCCAUUUUGAAAGUUAUGCACGGAUAGAGCAUGUGCUUACUGGAUUUUGGCUACACGCCCUCAAAGACGAAGACUACAUUCGACGUCAGUUCCGCAGUGUGGACGAGUCCACUGAUCAGAGCAUGAGGGGUUUGCGAUGGGACAAUGCCCAAGUCAGACAGGUUGCUGCCAGUGGUGAGAGCAUGUAUGACGACGCCUUCACAAUUCAGUUCGUGGAGCGACUCUACGUCGACGACUUCAACUACGUGGCCGGCAUGGUGCCGUUCCUGCUGAACCUCAUUAAAGAUCGGAACGAUGGCCAUGUUCUGAACGCCAAGAAGACCCACACAACUGUUACAGCCAUGGAAGAACUACGAAAGUUUAUGUACGUGAAGAGUAUCAUCAGCAAAAAUCGACAAAAACUAAUGCGGAAUCUUAGGGUCAUCGAUCUGUUGGUGAAGAUUCUCAAGUGCCCGCUGAACGCGGUGAUGGACGAGGUCAACCUGGUGCAGAUCUUCAAGGAGGCCUACGACAUCCUGUACACCUACAUGAUCGGAAAGAGCCGCAAAAACGCGCUCUACUUCGCCAAGUACAUCGAGUUCUUCCAGACACAGUUCACACAGAAGGGCGGGAUUGGUCUGAAUGUGGCACAGAUGAUCGUGGAACUGAUUCGUGACAAGAGAAAGAUUGUGGACAGAAUCACCCACGAACAGAUUGACGAGUUUGUGGCUCUACUGCAUAAAACGCAGAACUACAGAUUCUUGGAUCUUCUACAUGUCCUGUGCGUUUGUGACGACAUCGCCAUCCCAAACAACCAGUCGUACAUUGUGGAGCGAUGGUUACAGUGCAAAAAGGAAGGUGUGUUUCUGACAGCGCGAGGUCAAGAUAUAAACAGACAGCCCAACAUCUUAUACCUGUCUACCACGGCUGGCAAAUCGUGGGUGGCGCUGCACGAAUUCAUCGACGAAGAGAACCCAAUAUACGACAAGGACCAACACGAGUUUCUCAUCCACCAGCUGGACCUGUACAAAGCGCUGUGUUCUGGACGGAAUGAUUUCUCCAUCAACAUCAUAACAAAGGAGUUGCGGUAUCUCACGUGGGAAGAAACCUUCCUUUCACUUAGAUCCGACAUUUUGCCAGAUGCCAUCAGAGCCAAGUACUGCGAUCUCACUACAAGUUUGUUUGUCGAUGUGGGCAACAACUACUCCGUGCUGGAUCACCCCAACAUCUGCUUUGUGUACGACUACGUUGGUUCCAAGGAUGAGGAGAAGAGUCAGGGAGAUUUUGUUGUCAAGGAGUUGGUUGCUAUUUUUCCAGUGCUGCGAGACUGGAUUGCAGAAUUCCUGUCCGAGAAUAAAUGUAUGAUAGCUUCCGACAUCGGACACAACAUGUUAAUAGAGCAGGUUCUGCGACUGCUGUAUCACCUGGUGAAGUUCGGCUACUACCUGGACGCGGAGGACGUACUGCAGCUACUACCACCUCUCCUCACGCUGCUGGAUGGCAGACACGACUACCCCUUCCCCAAAGACAAAGACAUCGGGAAGAAAACUGAAUGUUACUCGAAGGAGGCAAUGAAGCAAGUGUUACAGUAUCAGCACGCAGACCGCUACGAAGCCUGUCCAGAAACUGCAGCCAUUGUGAAUGCCAAAUUCCAGGUGUUGGAGGUUUUAGACCUUUUGCUUACGUACCAGCGUAACUCCCGACUUCAGAGUUUUGUUGGGAAAUACAAGAUCGCUGAGCAGUCCGCAGCUGUGAAGCGCAGUGCACAGAGCACCCUGGUUCCUCUCCUGUAUGACACCUACGACCCUCACAGCUGUGUCAAGAAGUUGAUGAACCACCAGAGGAGGGUGACGAAGGAACUCCAGAACAUGUUCAACCUCUCGGCCAUCUUUGAUGUAGAUCUACUCACAAAAGUCCUUGUGGAUUUGUCCCAGUACAAGUACAACAAACUGAUCACCAAGGCUCUGAACAUUCUCAACAAAGUGUACUCUUCAAAAACCAACAUGUUCAAACUGUCUUCCAAAGCUCAGGUAUUACUCACUCAAGAUUCUUCGCGUGUGCAUCGCGAGGUUCUCAAGAACAUGCCGAUACUGCGGCGCCUGGCGCGUGCCAAACUCGACGAUCAGCAGGUCAAACUAAUGGGCAGCAUUCUAGACGAUCUGGCAGAGUUCUGCCAUCUUCCAAUGACACCAGACGAACCUCAUCCCAUGAACCAGAACAUCCUAAUCAGCAACGGAAUCUUGAACAUUUUGUUUGAUAUUCUGGUCCAGGAAAUUGAUGUUAAAUUGUUGGAGCAGUAUGCUGGAAUGAACCAGAUCUUCAAGAAGACUCUGUACCUGCUGAAGCUGCUGGCGCGAGAGAACGACCGCGUCCAGUACCACAUCUUUGAGAGACUCGACGUGUUGCUGGACGUGCGCGUGGUCGAGUCCGAUCUCGCCAUGGCUCUCAGUGAGGUUUUCUACGGCAACCAGAACACGUGUCUGAAGAUCAGCCCGCGCCAGAUCCAGAAGAUUGUGAACCGAGCGGCGGAGCUGCAGGAGAAGGCGCCGGAGUUCCUCGACCUGCUGCAGAUGAUAGUCAAGGUGGUGGGCACGGGCCUCACCCUCAAGAGGAACCAGGCCUACGUGAUGAAGUACAUCAUGCAGAACUACAAGAAGCUCGCCUACGUGCUCGACCUGUCCAAGGAAGAACGAGAGAAGAUUUUGACAAAUCCUACAAACAUUGCUAUUUUAAGAUAUUAUACCAGUUUGCUUGAUCUUCUGGCUGCAUGUGCAGAGGGUGAGAACAUGUUUAUAGAGUCGCUGUGCCAGACGAUCCUGCCCAUGGACGACCUGCUGUGGAUGCUGAACAACCCCAACGUGGACAACGUCCUGAAGAAACCCUUCCUGCGCUGCCUGCACCAUGUCUACAUGAAGAGCAAUGGCUCGGCCGUCGAUAUGCAGAACAGCGAGAUUCCCCACGACAGUGAACUGUGGGAGUACAUUUCCUCUCUGUCCAUAGAGAUGAACAGACUGACGGACAGCAUUAAGGAGGAUCCAGACAAGAUAGCAAUUUACCUCAAGACAGCCCCAGAAAAAGGAGGCUCUGCUCAGGUCCCAUUCUUUGAGUCAUCAGCGUAUGGCACCGUUCUCUACAUCCUGGAGAGUGUGAUGCCGUUUAUAGAGACAUUCUGUCGAGACUUCUACUUCCCUGAUCCUCAGAACCAGAGCAAUGAGAUGGAUGAGAUAGAUCAUUUGGCUAAAGCAGGCGUGAUGUUCAGUGAGGUUGUUGGCCCUCUGCUGUACAAACCGACUCACAUGAAAAACAUGGUCAACGCACUGACAGUGCUGGUUCCUGUCUCCAACAUGCCAAACUCGAAUCUGGAGUUUAUUUUGGAGAGAUUUGCCUCUGGAAUCACAGUGGAGGACACAUCCAGUGCUAUUAGAAGGGGUAACAUUGAGUAUUAUUCUGCUGAAGUGGAGUUGAACGCCAAGUUCCGCACAUUUGUCAGGAACUGUUCCGUAGUGUUCGCAGGUCACAACACUGUCAAAGCACAGCUCAAACUGAAGUCCAAAAGAGAUUACACUAUUAUUGGUGGUGAUGAGGAGUUGCCACUGGGUGAAGAGUUUCAAAGUCUUGUCCGGUGUUUUGUCGCCAUGCAGGAGAAGAAAACUGAGAAGAGAUAUGGACCAGCGUCAAAACUCAUUGAGCAGCUGCACAUUUCUCUGGAGAACCGGCGGCUGAACGAGACGGCUAGACAGGAGAUGGAUGAUCUCAACAUCAAGUGUCUGCAGGUUCUCCGCGCUAUCAUUCACAACGAGGAGCGCAAGCUACCAGAAGACUGGGAGAUACGCACAACAGAGACGAAAAUCAUGAAAGGACUGAAGAUAAUUGCUGUGAUCCAGAACUUUUAUGACAGCAAGGGAGCUAUGAAGAAAACACUGCCCCACUUGGCCUCCAGGAAUGACGAGAUCGCCAAGGAAGUUCUCGCAUUUAUUUGCAUACUGCUGUUCAACGCAAACACAACUGUACAGAGUUCCAUGUUGUCUUACUUCUUGUCGACACGGGAAGAAGUGUUUUUCAUGGCGGUGAGGGACAGAAUGGCUUUGUCAACAAACUCUAUCAAGGAGAAGCGAUCUCUAGAAGCCCAGCAAGAAGCCAAACUGAAAGAAUCACCGGAAGCCAUGGCCAGAAAAGCACGCACAACGUUUGUCGUCAGUCUGAUGGCACUGAAGCAAAUACAGGCAUAUGAAGAUGUUCUUCGCCAACAGCGUCUGUGUGGAUGGACUAAGAAAGUGGUUAUGGCUGCCACAAUGAAGCCAUCGAAGAAGAAAGCGAAGGCAAAGAAGCCGAAGGAGCCGAAGAAGAAGAAGGAGCCGAAGAAGGGUAAAAAGGACACGCAGACGAAUGGGAUCAAGAAGGAGGUGAACUUCUCGAACCCACUCGUCAAGGAGGACGAAGCUCUCAUCGAGACACUCAAGGAGGAUGUCGAAAUGGAGAUGACUAUCAAAAUUGAGGAACCUGAGCCUGAGCCAGAGCCGAAGACUGAGAUUGAGGAGAACUCGUCAGCAGAGUACCGGAAUGACGGCUACAUUGAGCUGGUGCUCAAAGUGAUGGCACGGAUGUGUGAUGGACAAAACAAACAACUGCAGGACUACCUCAGAGAACAGCCCGACAACGUGAAGUCGUUUGACAUCAUUGCAGAGGUGACACGCUUCUUGAAUGUUGUGUACUCCAACAUCAAUGGAAAAAACAUCGGCCUUGUCAUCCAGCUGUUUGAGUCGAUGAAUGAAUUCACUGCUGGAAACCAAGAUAACCGAGUUGUGAUAUAUGAUAACAAAAUAAUUGACUACAUCAAUUUUAUUCUGAGAGCUGGAGACUUCAAAAAGUGUUCCAUAGAAAAGAUUCUUGACUUGCGUAAGAGCAUUUCCAACCUGAUCAUGUCACUGGUUGAAGAGAACGGACCCGGAGCAUCAAUUGUCGCUACUGAAGUGAAGGACACGCUGGACAAGAAGGCUGUGAUUGCGUUGAUGACGGAGUGUUAUGAGAACCACCAGACGGACAAGAAGAUGAUCGAGGAACUCAAGGCCCAGGCCGUCAUACAGAUCCCAGGCAUGGAGCUGCCCACCGGGUCACAGAGCGCACUAGCCACUGCACGGUCGUUAGCCGCAGCCGGAGGAAGCAUACUCUCUUCACUGGAGUCAAAGAAACCAAAGAUAGAGUUUGCUGAACAGUACAUGGAUGUUGGUUUCAGUUUCUAUCUCGUUCUGGCUCGAAUGGUUGAUAUUGAUCCAAAGGUUGCAGAGAAUUUUCGACUAAAUCCUUUGCAGCAAAAAGCAUUCAACUUUUACAAGAAGAACAGCAUGGCUAUAGAACUAGUAAAGGAAGACAACCUGCAGAAAGUGAAUUUCAGAGUGAAAAACAAGCGUGUCUUACGUGAGGAGGUGAAGGAAAAGUUGAAGUGGGGCGUGGACCGUUCGUCUCCUAGCAACAAGAUCCGUGACCUCAUGGACUGGACGAAAGAUAUCAUGAAAGACAUCGCGUACCAGCAGAGGAUUCUCAGAAACUUCCUUGCUCUCUGUCUCACUAAAGGAUGGUUGGUGUGGAACCACGCGGUCACAUUGGUCAGUUUUGCCAUCAACAUUGUCAUGCUGUUCACGUGGAAGUCGAAAGCGUCCAUGGGAACGCCUGGUAUUAUGGUCAAUGUGUCUGGAAUACCCAAAGCUGUUUUAGACCCGAACCCUGUCAUCACCAACAUGGAACCUGGGCAGUACGACAUUGCUAUGAUGACACUAGGAAUUACCCACAAUUCCCUGUCUCUACUGGUGUUCCUCAGCUAUUUCAUCUGCAACCAUCCACGACUACCAAACAUCAAACACAUGAUUAACCAGUGGAAACACAUGAGAAGAAAACAGUCUGAGGAUGAUGACGAUGAUGACCGAAAGAAGAAACACGUCUCGAAGCUCGAUGCCAAGUUUUUCAGCUUCACUACGUUCUACUACAUGCUCUUCCUUGCCCUGUCUGUGUGUGGAACGUUUUGGUCUGGAUAUUUCUUUGCAUUCCAUCUGCUGAACAUUGUCAAUGGUAAUCAACUGCUUGGCGGGGUCAUAAAGGCUGUCACUCAAAAUGGAAAGUCUCUUGUGUGGGUGGCUGUUCUUGGUCUUGUUAUCUUCUACCUGUAUGGCAUCAUCGGCUUCGCAUUGAUGCGGUCUAUGUUCAAGCCGGAAGACCUCCUCUACUGUGACACGCUGUGGCAGUGCACCAUCACCGUCAUCAGAUAUGGGCUCAUUGGAGAUCUCUUUGAAGACAUGGUUCCGCACGACAAUGAAGCGUCGUUUGAGAAGUUUGGAUUUGUCGUCAUCUACCAUGUAUCCUUCUUCAUCUUCAUCACCACCAUUGGUCUCAACAUCAUCUUUGGCAUCAUCGUCGACACCUUCUCUGAGCUCCGGGACCUCAAGUGGACUGCCGAAUCUGACAUGCGUGACACAUGUUUUAUCUGCAGCAGAAACAGCUACGACUUCGAACACCAUGGCAAAGGUUUUGACCACCAUGUUCGAUAUGAACAUAACAUGUGGGCCUACAUCUUCUUCUUCAUCCACCUGAAUGGGACCAAGGCAAACGACUACACAGCUCUCGAGAUGUUCGUCUACAAACUGCUGAAAAAGGAAAACUACGACUUCUUUCCGCUGGAUCGUGCGCUGUCACUGGCCACUAUGGGUAAAGACUCGACUGAGACGAAGCUGGAUGAUUUGCUCUACCAAGUGACCUCCAUUGUGGAGAAACAGAAGUUUGAGGAACUUGAAAAGAAGCGUCGUGAGGAACGCUUAAGACAGAAGGUAUGGGAACAGAAACACCGACUGAGUUCGUUCCGGCGACGUGCCAACCUGCCAAAACCCACCGACGGGGAGACGAUGAUGCAGACCGCUCCCAUUGACGACCCUCGCAUGCUUCAGCUGAGUACGAUGGGUGGUCUCUCCCACCCCCGCCCCAGCAUCACUGACAUCACCGACCUCACUCUGCACCGACCCAGCCUGUCGGGUCACACCGACCUGGCACUGAGGCGACCUAGUUCCGAACACAUGGAAACCCUCCAGAUAAGACGACCGAGCAUCCCAGACCACCCCGAUGCCUAUCGCCGACCCAGCUUCUCUGAUCACAGCGACAUCUACCGGCGACCCAGCAUCUCCGAUCACACGGCGUUCCUGGCCAGCCACCGCCCGCCGAGUUCUCAGAGACAUCCUCGGAACAUUCGAAGCAUCAGUCCGCUCCAUGACCCGCGCCACAUGCGGGGAUCGAGCCCGUCGCGCUACGACCCGGACGAACCAUUUCUCCGCAAUCUGAGUCCUGUGCAUUACGACGCGUCGCGGCAGGGCAGCGAAACGGACCUGAUGGGGAUGAGUCCCAUCCAUGGCCGGAGAGAGAUCCCCUCGCGGGACUUUGGAAUGGGUCCCAGCAUCCUCAGUCCCCGCUGGAUGGACAGCCGGUCGGCUAGUCCCAGCAGGAGUCCUCGCAGUUCGGUGGUCUUCUUCCCCGACACGGAUUCCGUUCACAGCUUGAGAGACUGUCCGCCCGACAGACUGAUUCCCGACCCAUACGCGUACGACGUGCUGGAAGGGCCAGCACUGUUGAUGGGAGAUCAGGAGAUCCCCACGCGAGAGCAUGAUGUCGACACGGAGAGUGGACAUAGUGAUGACAUCAGUCGCAUGGAAACCAGAAUAUAAUUAUAGUACAAUGGGUUUUACCACAUGUGGAACCAGAAGAUAAUACUACAAUGAGUUUUGCCACAAGUGGAACCAGAAGAUAAUAUUACAAUGGGUUUUACCACAAGUGGAACCAGAAGAUAAUAUUACAAUGGGUUUUACCACAAAUGGGGAAAGAUAAUGACAUCAGUCGCAUGGAAACCAGAAUAUAAUAUAACAAUGGGUUUUACCACAAGUGGAAUCAGAAUAUAAUAUUACAAUGGGUUUUACCACAAAUGGAACCAGAAUAUAAUAUUACAAUGGGUUUUACCACAAAUGGGGAAAGAUAAUGACAUCAGUCGCAUGGAAACCAGAAUAUAAUAUUACAAUGGGUUUUACCGCAAGUGGAAUCAGAAUAUAAUAUUACAAUGGGUUUUACCGCAAGUGGAAUCAGAAUAUAAUAUUACAAUGGGUUUUACCGCAAGUGGAAUCAGAAUAUAAUAUUACAAUGGGUUUUACCAAAAGUGGAAUCAGAAUAUAAUAUUACAAUGGGUUUUACCACAAGUGGAGAAAUAUUAUAAACUCUUGCCCACAUCUCUCUGUUCAUAUGGGUUAUUACAAUAAUUUUCCACCGACACAUAAUAAACAGAUUCUUGACGGUCUGAAUAAUUGAUGACAUCAGUCUUAUGGAAGCCAGGAUUGAUCAUUUAAUGUACUUUGAAAUAAUUUUUAACUGUGUCCUUUUUUAACUAUAUGGUUGUGGUGUGUGGAGAAAUGAUACAUAAUGAAAUAAAUUCUCCAGACAGAAAAUUUAUGACAUCGGUCAUAUGGAAGCCAGGAUAUAAACAUUACAAUCAUUUUCAACUGUCUUUUUUUUUUUUUUUAACCACAAGUGUGGUGUGUUGGGAAAUGAUAUAUAAUAAUAAAUUUAAAAAUCUUAAAAAAGUAAAAAUGUCUGAAUGCAGUUGGAAAAUCUGAGAGCAAAGUGUUUGCUUCAAUCCUCAGAAUCAUGGCAGUGUGCCAUUUUCUUCAGUGGGUCCCCAGAUUCAAACAUACUAGCUGUGAAAGAAAAGUAUUGAGUUUCAGGUAAAGUUCAAGAGGAAACUUACAACAACCUACAUGUGAGUGCUUUAAAAACUAAUCUUCACAGUAUGGAACUGUGUUGUCAUCAUGGUCAUGGGCUCAGCUUCACAAACGUAUUCAAAGCAGGCCAAAAUAUCUGUAUAACUAGGAGUAACAAUGAAAUAGAUGGACACUGUUGAACAUCUUCAUUUCUGUAUGGUUAUGUACGUUAGAUGUUGUAAAUAUACUGGGCCAAAUGUACGAAGACUGACGAAAUUCACCAGCAUACUCAGAGUGCUGGAUUAGACCUGUUUCACCAAAGCUGUUGUCAAUGGACGGGACUUUGAGAUUGUUCCGGUUAAAGCCCAAAACACGCUGGGUCUGGGUCUGGCGAGUAUGGAGCCAGUCCAAAAUUAAACACAUUUCACUGAAUGUGACAAAACACACCACAUCUGGGUCUGGGUCUGGCGAGUAUGGAGCCAGUCCAAAAUUAAACACAUUUCACUGAAUGUGACAAAACACACCACAUCUGGGUCUGGGUCUGGCGAGUAUGGGGCCAGUCCAAAAUUAAACACAUUUCACUGAAUGUGACAAAACAGACCGUGUCUGUGAAGACAACUACCGAUCUGACAACAGACAUCAUAGAACAUUUUUUACACUGCCAGACUGGCAGCUGCACAAUGUUCAAACCUUACUCACAUUCGUUUUUCUUAAUAACCAACCGGAAAGGUAUAUAUUAAUCAAUGUGCAUUUCAUAAACUUACUAUUGUUGAUGUUUAUAGAAGUAAAUUUAUCUAAACGCAUUAAUAUAUAUAUUGAUAACACGUUACAGUUACAGACCCAGACAUCAAAAUGACAUCUGUGCCAUACUCGCCAGACCCACACACAGAUCUAGACCCAGACCUAGUUUGUUUUGGGCCUAACAAUGAAAUAUGGAAUACACAGUUGUCAGUUUGGAGAGUAAAACUAUCAUUAUUCUUAUAAUGUAGAAACUGAAAAUGAUUAUGUAUUAUAUAAUUAAAAUACUAAUGGUUUGUGUUUUUAUCUUCUCUCACAAGUGUUAUAACUGACUUUUAACAUGUGAAAUGUUGUAAUAUUAUUAAUUAAUAAUAUUAAUUCUUUUAUAUAUAUGUUUUCUGGCAGCUAAAGCCCACUGUGUAGUCAUGUUGACAGCAUUGAUAUUCGAUAUUAUUACCCCCACCAUAUAUACAUGUGUUUGUUGUUAGAUAAACAUUUAGCUGUGGCUUAGUAAACAUCCCACCAUAUAUACAUGGAUGUUUGUUGUUAGAUAAACAUUUAGCUGUGGCUUAGUAAACAUUCCACCAUAUAUACAUGUAUGUUUGUUGUUAGAUAAACAUUUAGCUGUUGGCUUAGUAAACAUCCCACCAUAUAUACAUGUAUGUUUGUUGUUAGAUGAACAUUUAGUUGUAGCUUAGUAAACGUCAUUUCGUGGAUAGUAAAACCAUAUUGUUUUUUCCUCGUUUGACCACACUGCAUGCAUUAAAAAACCAACAUAAUAAUAAUAUUUAUGUUUCUCUACCUAGCAGAGUAGAUGAAAAUUUAACUACUACUUCUUUUAUUAAAUCGUAUUCAAUUUUAUUUGAAUAUGCAGCAAAACUUGUCUAAACCUGAUCACCAUUUUGUUUUUCCUUGUUUGACAGACCAACAUGAUAUUAUUAUUUAUGUUUUCUGAGCUAGCAGAGUACAUGUAGAUGGGAAAUUCUAACUUCUUCUGCCUUUGUUAAAUCUUAUCCAAUUUUAUUUGAAUAUACAGGAAAACCUGUCUGAACUUGAUCAUGCUGGGAACAUAAUUAUUUAUCCCAUUUAGAUGGAUUUGUUCAGGGUCCGGUUUAGACAGGUUUCACUGUUCUGUAUUGAAUACUAACAACAGGGAUAUUUUAAAAUAAAAGCUGAACUGAUCUUUUAAAAGCGAAAUCUUGCAAUAUCAGUAAUUACAGUUUUUUGCAAUAUCAGUAAUUACAGAGUUUUUUGCAAUAUCAGUAAUUACACAGUUUUGGAGGGUUUUUUAAUGUCAGUUCAUUGUACAAAUACUACCCACAUCUCUGUGAUUAUGUUAUACAUAUAUAUGUAUCUGUGUGUGGCAGUAAUUAUACAAUGUCCUACUUUUUUGUUUGAUGUCUUGCAGUUCAUUGUAUAAAUACGACAGACCUUCAUUGAACAAGAUGUAUUGUCAUUAAAGUAAUUUGUAAAUAUUCAAAUUUUUUUUUAAUAAAAGUACUUUCAUUUUUUAUUGCUUGCUGAUAAUGGAUUUUACUACUCAAGCAAUUACCUAUCCAAAUCCUCAUCUUAAAAUUCCUUACCAUCAAAUUGUAUUGGUCCAUAGUCAGUUUGUUGACGUGACAUGCCUUUGUGACUUACAAAUUAUGUUUAGAAUGAUUUCAAAUAUUGUAGUUAGUUUUGUCUGCAUCUAACUGAAUUUUAAAACAGUUCUGGUCCGAGAUGAAAUGUCUUAAAUUUAGGCCACAGAGCAAUAUUAAUGGAUUAAAAAUGAAAGGAAAAAAAAAAGUUAGUUUAUUUUGUUUAACGACACCACUAGAGCACAUUGAUUUAUUAAUUAUUGGCUAUUGGAUGUCAAACAUUUGGUAAUUUUGAUAUAUAGUCUUAGAGAGGAAACCUGCUACAUUUUUAUAUUAGUAGCAAGGGAUGUUUUAUAUGCACCAUCCCACACAGGACAACACAUACCACGACCUUCGAUAUACCAGUCGUGGUGCACUGGCUGGAACAGCAAAUAUGGUGCUAAAGAUUUGCCGAUACAUUUUUUUGUCUAUUAGUAAGUUAAAUUAUUUAGUUAUAUAUUUAUAAUGAUUAUAAUUCAAAUGAAAAGUUAGAUAAUUGUGACAAGAAGUAGUCAUUAUGUAACUUUGACAUAGCACCUUUAAUGUUUAUAGAACUAUGCCAGAAUUUGAAUGAAACAGUUUGUUUUUGUAAAUAUCCUACUGUAUUAUCGGAGUGCUUUACUACUGGGAAUCCUUAGACUGAUCACAAACAUAAGCAUUUACUCAUUUCCAGAUAAAAUUAGAACAUUUUCCAUUGGGGAAUCACAGAUGAAUUUGUAGAUAGUUAAUAUGUAUUCAGAAAUACAUUUUUCAUUUGACCAGAUGUGUUAUAGCCAAAAAUAACCAACAGUGUUUACGAAUAUGAAGGAACUUUGAAUAUGUCUCAUGUACAUUUUGGACAGUCUUUAUCUUAUAGCAUUAACAGUAUGCACCAAUAUAUAAUUGUAUAUACACAAAAUAUAUACCAAAUUUCAAUAUACUUGAAGGACAUGUUAAAUAAAGAUGUAGUAACAUUGUACACUUUGUUGUAUGCAUAUUGUUAAUGAAUUUUAUCACACCUAAAAAUUAUGUAUUAUUUAGUCAUUCCAAUUUUUUUAUACUGGAAUAUUUGCACAUAAUAAUUAAUUGUAUAUUGUUACUUUUAUUUACAAUUCUUUAUUAAUAUAUUCUUUGUUUUAAAAAAAUAUAUAUAAAACAAGAAAAGAAAAACAUUUUUGUAUGAUAUGCAUGUAGGUAGCAUAUUAGCAUGUUUUACUUUCAAAUCGUUAAUUUGUAAUUUUUUCUUUUUUUAGAAAAACAAAUUUGGUGCUUGAAAUGCUUAAUUAUGUUGUCAGUACAUAAUAUGUAGACCACUUAUUUACAUAUGAAGUAGUGAGAUGUAAUGGACUUCCAAAAAGAACUAUUGAAUCUUUGUUAUGAAGGUAGUAUUUCAUAGUUGACUUUUUAGCAUUUUGUUGAUGUACAGCAAAAUAAUUAAAUUUCUGUUUCGUUAUUAAAAUAUGCAGCCAUCUAACUGGCCCAAUCAUA